UUGAAAUUGAAAGCACUGAUUGGCUGAUGUAUCUUUAUUCGCUUCCUGUAUAUCGGUUUAAUAGACACUUAAAAAUUUAUUAAUUUCUCUGUGGAUUUUAAAAUUGUAAAUAAACAGAGUGCUAAUUUCUGUUGAAUAUGACUACUGCAGCAAGGCCAACUUUUGAGCCUGCCAGAGGUGGUGGUGGCAGAGGAGAAAAAGAUUUGAGUGCCCUAUCAAAGCAAUAUUCAAGUCGAGAUCUUCCUGGCCACACAAAACUCAAAUACAGACAAACUGGACAAAAUACUGCAGAAGAAUUGAAAAAUAAGGACUUUCGCCGAGAGUUAGAAGAAAAAGAAAGAAUUGCUUCCCAUGAAAGAGAAGGAAAGCGGCCAUCCAGAGACUCUGGAAGCAGCAGCUCAGCUAAGAAAACUAGACUGGAACAAUUACCUGCUGCAAAUUUGGAUGCUGAUGAUCCGAUAGAUGAGGAUGAUGAAAGUGAUGAUAGUGAUGAAGAUGACACUGCAGAUCUAAUGGCAGAAUUAAAUCAAAUAAAAAAAGAGCGGGCCCAAGAAGAAGCUCGAAAGGAAGCAGAAAGAAAAGCACAAGAGGAGCGUAUUAGGACUGAAAAUAUUUUAAGUGGAAACCCACUUUUGAACAAUAAACCGGCCGAGUUCAAAGUUAAAAGGAGAUGGGAUGAUGAUGUUGUUUUCAAAAAUUGUGCUAUAGAAGAACCAGAUAGGAAGGAGAAACCUUUCAUCAAUGAUACAUUGAGAUCUAGUUUCCAUAAGAAAUUUAUGGAAAAGUAUGUUAAAUAAUUGAAGCUUUAAUGUCUAAAUGAAUGUGUAACACAAUUGCAAGUGAAUGAAUUCAUUUAUGUAAAUAUUCAUCCUGUUUUGAAAUAAUUCAUUUCUUUGCAAUGCUUGUCAUUUUAUUAGUUUUUUAUAAAUCUAUACUAUUAAAACCUGUGCUCGUC
Messenger RNA from Uloborus diversus, 955 nucleotides. RefSeq names its product spliceosome-associated protein CWC15 homolog (gene c12.1). Gene Ontology annotation, biological process: mRNA cis splicing, via spliceosome. The record is from RefSeq and is a predicted model, not a curated record. Gene Ontology annotation, cellular component: catalytic step 2 spliceosome. The transcript is spliced from 6 exons. Lineage: Eukaryota; Metazoa; Arthropoda; Arachnida; Araneae; Uloboridae. Gene Ontology annotation, molecular function: RNA binding. Bases 138 to 797 code for a protein of 219 amino acids.